Schistocerca americana (American grasshopper) is the source of this 450-nucleotide messenger RNA. RefSeq lists its product as uncharacterized. The transcript has a single exon. The record is from RefSeq and is a predicted model, not a curated record. Bases 1 to 450 code for a protein of 149 amino acids. Lineage: Eukaryota; Metazoa; Arthropoda; Insecta; Orthoptera; Acrididae.
AUGAGUUGGGAAUCGGAAGAGGCGAAGCAGCUGACAUGGGAGUACGCUACAAAAUCUGUGCUGAAAUGCAAUAUACGGAUACUCCAUAUGGUGGGCCUGUGGCCACUGACGGACUCGUUGCUGUUUCGCUCAUCCACAGCCACCAUCGUCGUGCUCUGCGUGGCCCAUAUUGCAGAAGCAGCUGUCAACCUGUGCACCCUACACGGCGGCCUGCAGGAUUUUACACUGGCGCUGUCCAACGUGUCAGUAGUUUGCGUAGGCGUGCUCAAGCUUACCUUCUUCCUGCGCCACGAGCGGAGCUAUUGUCGACUUGUGAGAGUGCUGGACGCUCUGGUAGACAGCCAGAGGGAGUACGUGCAUGCUGAGCCACCACUGGCGGCUCUCUUCAAGGCCACGCAAAAGCGGACUAUGCGGGUCACCAUCGGCUUCCUGGUGUACGCCAUCACGUAG